Meloidogyne enterolobii is the source of this 1425-nucleotide messenger RNA. Lineage: Eukaryota; Metazoa; Nematoda; Chromadorea; Rhabditida; Meloidogynidae. The record is from the annotation of a GenBank genome assembly.
GAAAUGCCCCAUUCUGAUAACAAAAUGGGUCGUUGGGGGGCAGUUUCGUAUAUUGUUGGGAAUAUUGUUGGUUCUGGUAUUUUUAUUGUUCCCGGAAGUAUGUUACAAAAUACUGGAUCUGUUGGGUUAUUUUUGAUUGUUUGGUUGUUAUCUGCAGCUGUGGCUACUUUGGGGGCUUAUUGUUAUUGUGAAUUGGGGACUAGUAUUAGAAGAUCUGGUGGAGAUUUUGCUUAUCUUACACAUGUUAGAUGGAAUGCAAUAGCUUUUAUGUUUAUGAGUAUUGGUUGUGUUUUAAUAUAUCCAUUAAUGUUAGCAAUCCAAGCAGAGACUACAGCAGAAUACACUGUCCAAGCUUUUCGUUUAAACGAAAAUUGUUUGAAUAACCCAAUUUUGUUAUUUAUUUUCAAAAAAUUAAUUUUUUCUCUUUUUGCUUUGUUUAUGAUGUUUAUUAAUUUUUAUUCACUUCGACGAGUUGGGGCUCGUUUUCAAAUUGCUGGAACUGUUGCUAAACUUUUAGCAACAACUUUAAUUGUUUGUACAGCUAUUUAUAUAUUAAUUAGUAAAGGCCAAUUACAAAAUUUCUCUUCACCUUUUCAAAAUUCUAAAUGGGAAGCUAUGUCUUUAGUAAAUGCCUUUUUUGCUGGUUUAUUUAGUUAUGAUGGUUGGGAUGUUUUGAAUUUUGGAGCUGAGGAAAUUGAAAAUCCGAAAAGAACAAUGCCUUUUGCAAUACUUUCUGGAAUGUUUUGUGUUACUAGCAUUUACAUUGUAAUUAAUCUAUCUUUUUUGGUUGUUCUUGAUGCAGACACAGUUAGGGACAGUACAGCUGUAGCAAUGGUUUUUGCGCAACAAUCACUUGGACAAUUUCAACAUAUAAUGCCUUUUAUUAUUAUUUUAGUUAUGAUGGGUGCAAUGAAUGGAACUAUAUUUACAGCUAGCAGAUAUUUAUUUGCCGCAGCCCGUAGCAGACAAAUUCCAUCAUUUUUAGCUUUACUUAAUCCAGAAAAUGAUUCUCCCAGAGCUUCUAUUUUUACUCAUGUUUUAAUGGCAAUUUUAUUUUCUUUUGUUGGGGACACAAAUCAAUUAAUUAAUUAUUUGGGGUUUGCCCAAUGGCUACAGAGAGGAUUUACAAUGUGUGCAUUAUUGUGGAUUAGAUUUAAUUUUAAUAAUUUUAUUUUACAUCCAGAUGCUAUUAAAACACCCAUUUUUAUGCCAAUAAUUUUCCUCUGUGUUUGUUUAUCUUUGGUUGGAAUUACAAUAAUUCAAGAAUUUUCUGUUGCAAAAUUUGGACUUUUAGUUUUGGCAAUUGCUUUUUUAAUUUAUUUUGUUUUUAUUUGGGAAAAUACUUUUUUAAAUCGUUUUCCUAUUUUUAAAGAAUUUUGUUCUUUAAUUAAUGGUAGUUUUUAUAAAUAUUUAAUUAAAUAUUAA